AUGAAGAAACCUCCUGAGCACUACUAUGGUUUUAAGAGGCAACUACCUUUUAGCAAAGUGACACUGCAGGCACAAAACCGUCAACACAUGCGAAUGCCAAAUUCCGGCUUGGAUUUAGCUCGUACUGUACCGGUCAAACUUUAUUCAAAUACCAGUGAGUCAUCUUCACUUGAAUCCUCGAUGCCAUACCACUACCCUAGCUCCAGUGAAUAA
This is a messenger RNA of Enterobius vermicularis (human pinworm), 213 nucleotides long. The record is from the annotation of a GenBank genome assembly. Lineage: Eukaryota; Metazoa; Nematoda; Chromadorea; Rhabditida; Oxyuridae.